AUGGACAAACAUAUCCACCACCAGCAGCUGCCGCUGGCCAAGUUCGCUCGUCAGCGUUGCAGUGAAUGGGUGUUUCAAGAUGUUCCGAGUGAUAUAACUAUUGAAGUAGAUGGGGGCACAUUCACUUUGCAUAAGUUCCCCCUGGUCUCACGGAGUGGGCGCAUCCGAAAGCUAGUUGCCGAGAACCGAGACAGUGGGGUUUCGAAAAUCGAACUGGAAGGCAUGCCGGGAGGGGCUGAGUCCUUUGAGCUGGCUGCCCAGUUCUGCUACGGGCUCAACUUCGAGAUCACAUCCGCGAAUGUGGCCCGCCUCUAUUGCGCCUCCGAGUACCUGGAAAUGACGGAUGACUACUCGAGCAACAACCUCCUGUCCCGGGCUGAGGAGUACUUGGAGAGCGUGGUGUGCAAGAGCCUGGAGCUGUCGGUACAAGUUCUGAAGCAUUGCGAGUCCCUGCUCCCAAUGGCGGAUGACCUCUGCAUCCCGGCCCGGUGUGUGGACGCCAUAGCCUCCAAGGCGUGCGCAGAGCAGAUUGCAUCCAGCUUCUCGCGCCUCGAGUACAGCAGCUCGGGCCGCCUCCACAUGAGCAAGCAGCUGAAGAAGUGCGACGCCGUGGGAGACUGGUGGAUCGAGGACUUGUCAGGGCUCCGGGUCGACUUCUAUGAGCGUGUCAUUCUGGCCAUGAAGUGCCGCGGUCUCCGCCCAGAAAGCAUUGGGGCCUCCCUCGUGAGCUACGCACAGAGGCAGCUCGUGAGGAAGCAGCAGGAGGCAGAGGCAAACGAGCAUGAGAAAUUCGUGGUGGAGACGAUUGUUGGGUUACUGCCGGUGGAGAGGUUCGCGGUCCCUCUGUCCUUCCUGUUCGGGCUGCUGAGGAGUGCGGUGGUGCUGGACUGCGCUGUCUCGUGCAGGCUUGACCUAGAGAGGCGGAUCGGGUCCCAGCUGGAGCUGGCAACCAUUGACGACCUCCUCAUCCCGUCCUUCCGCCACGCGGGCGACACCUUGUUUGAUGUGGACUGUGUGCACAGGAUCCUCGUCAACUUCUGCCAGCUGGACGACAGUGAGGACGAGGUGGAUGGGCUUGGCUCCGCUUUUGGUUCGGAUGGGGGCCUCUGCUCCCCAUCUCAGCCGGCGCUCUUCAAGGUGUCAAGGUUGGUGGACGGCUACCUCACUGAAAUUGCAGCCGACGCGAACCUCAGGCUCAAUAAGUUUGUGGCUGUUGCCGAGAGCCUACCAGCACACGCACGUACCAUUCACGACGGCCUCUACCGGGCCAUCGAUGUUUACCUUAAGGCCCACCACAGCCUGACAGACGCGGACAGGAGGAAGCUCUGCAAACUUAUAGAUUUCCAGAAACUAUCGCCGGAAGCCGGUGCUCAUGCGGCCCAAAAUGAGCGUCUGCCGCUCCAAUCUAUCGUCCAAGUCCUAUAUUACGAGCAGCUGAGGCUCCGAAACGCCUUGUUCGGGCCCUACCCAGACGAUAAGCCCGUGCACACGUCUUGGAAGGUAAGCAGUGGGGUCGUGAGUGCCUCCAUGUCCCCACGCGACAACUACGCAUCCUUGAGGAGGGAAAAUCGGGAGCUGAAGCUCGAGCUCACAAGGUUACGGAUGAGGUUGAAUGAUUUGGAGAGGGACCACGUUUGCAUGAGGAGGGACAUGGAGAAGACGGGCUCCAAGAGAUUCAUCACCUCCUUUUCCAAGACGAUGGGUAAAUUGAAUGUUUUUGGGAAUGGUUCUUCAAGGGGACCCACCUCCCCGGCCAACCAUGACCCCAAACUGAUGGAGAGAACAUGA
Striga hermonthica is the source of this 1788-nucleotide messenger RNA. The record is from the annotation of a GenBank genome assembly. NCBI's taxonomy places the organism in Eukaryota, Viridiplantae, Streptophyta, Magnoliopsida, Lamiales, Orobanchaceae.